AACAGAAAAUCAUUUCUUCUUGCUAUUUCUUUCUCUCAAAAUCUCUUGUCAAAAACAGAGUUCCCCUGUUUCUUCCUCUUGUGAAAAACAGAGUUCCCCUGUUUCGUUUCACGAUCUUUCCUUGCUAGCUUUGAACUAUACCCAAAAAUAUCUUCAUCCUUUAACUCCUGAAAACCCAAAACCUCUAUAUUUACUCCCACGGAGGAUCCUGCAGAGAGUCAUUGCUUCUAACUCUCAAAAUUGUCUUGUCAAAAACAGAGUUCCCCUGUUUCUUUUCACUGUCUUUCCUUGUCCUAGCUAGCUUGGAGUUAUACCCCAAAGAAUCUUCAACCUUGAACUCUUGAAAACCUGAAGUUGUUCUCUUUAUAUACAACCAGAAUCUGGGCUUUCUCUUGAUUCACUUAACCAGCAAAAAUCAUGGGGAUCUUUUCAAAAAACAAGUCCUUGCUCUGUUUUCGCCCUGUUGUUGACAUAGAUGCCAUGCUCGAUUCUGAAGUUGCAUCUCAUAGCUCUACUAGUUCCCAUUACUCAAACACACCCGUUUCAGAGAAGCAGGAGAUGAUGAAAAUUUCAGAGAAAAAUCAAGAUUUUUUCCAUCAAGGAUCAUGGAUCAUGCAAGACCGUCCAAAACGAACGAUUUGUAAGAUGAUCAAAGCCUUGGUGUCUCAAACUAUCUUGAAAAGAAGAGCAAGUCAUAAAAAUCGUUAUGGCCAUCAUGGUUCAUUUGGUUCAAAGCAGAGUUAUAAAGAAACCAAAUCACCUCAAUCUCCUUUGUCAACUUCAUCUUCACAUGGUUCAUCUUCAACUUCUUCAAGUCCACAAUGGAAGAAUUUUUCCAAUUCUACCAAGGAAAAACAGAACAAAGCUAGCCAUGGAGGCCCACUAGAGAAGCAAAAGAAGUUGCAGCUCUUUGGAAUAUGCUUGGUUCUGAUAAGCUUAGUGUUUACCAUGUUUUGUGGGAAGCUUUUUGGCAUUAUUAUGACAUCAAUGUGGCUCUACUCUUUCCCUGUUUGGAACUCAAUUUUUCACUGCCAAAAGAGGUUUCCAAUUUGUCCAAAAGAGAGACAAAAUGUUAAGAGCAGAAAUAGGGUGAUAGGGGUGUCAUUAUGAACUGCUAUAAUGGGCAUUAAUUUUUAACGUGACAAUACUCUUUUUCGUGCUUGGUGUUUCCUUCUUCAUUCUCUGUUUUGCCUCAGUUGGUUCCUGCAACACUGCCUUCUUAGGCUCAAAGGAAUGUGAAAUAAGCUAGCUAGACUUGUUGGUGUUGUUUAGCUUGUUAGCAUAGGGAAGGAUCAGAGGACAGAAGCAGAAGAAACAGUGGUUGCACAUUUAUUUACCUUGCUUUUCCUUUUCUUUGGCUUUAUUACAAGAAGAGGGUAGAAAAAGUAGUUGAUGAAAUUUGAUAGGAAGGGGUUUAGUGGUUGUAUUGAAAAUUUAAUUCGUUGUAAAGAUUUCAUAUCAGUGUAUUAAUGAUCUUUGAAGUAGAAAA
This is a messenger RNA of Lotus japonicus, 1489 nucleotides long. RefSeq lists its product as uncharacterized. The record is from RefSeq and is a predicted model, not a curated record. The transcript is spliced from 2 exons. NCBI's taxonomy places the organism in Eukaryota, Viridiplantae, Streptophyta, Magnoliopsida, Fabales, Fabaceae. The coding region runs from base 418 to 1110 and encodes 230 amino acids.